Messenger RNA from Acanthosepion pharaonis, 579 nucleotides. The record is from the annotation of a GenBank genome assembly. Lineage: Eukaryota; Metazoa; Mollusca; Cephalopoda; Sepiida; Sepiidae.
AUGGACACCACCAAGGACAAAAUAAACCCUUCCCUCGCAGCCGUCAGUCUUACGCCUAUGAAGUCAACAAUAUCUACGUUCCAUAAAUAUCUACUAACAACUGUACUGGGCGACGAAGAAAAUGUUAAGCAAGAAGGACCGGACCGAGAACAUUUCGGCAUCCAUCGUAUAUCUAUCUAUCUAUCUGUAGAUUCUUUUACGUUCAUUCCAUCUAUGUAUAAGAAAAUAUUUAUCUACCUAUCAAUCUAUCUACCUAUCGCCAUAUUCAUUUUUUACUUUCUAUCAGCAUAUUCUCAUAUACGUUUCUUUAGAUCUAUCUAUAAGUAUAUUCUUUUUCAGUGUAUCUAUAUCUCAGGAUAUUCUUCAUUCCUAUCUAUCUGUCAGGAUAUUCUUUUUCUUUCUAUCAGGAUAUUUUUUCUCUCUAUAUCUAUCUAUAAGGAUAUCCUUUUUCUUUUUAUCUAUCUAUCUAUCUAUAAGGAUAUCCUUUUUCUUUUUAUCUAUCUAUCUAUCUAUAAGGAUAUCCUUUUUCUUUUUAUCUAUCUAUCUAUAAGGAUAUCCUUUUUCUUUUUAUCUAUCUAA